This is a messenger RNA of Microsporum canis CBS 113480, 1770 nucleotides long. RefSeq lists its product as uncharacterized. The coding region runs from base 1 to 1770 and encodes 589 amino acids. Lineage: Eukaryota; Fungi; Ascomycota; Eurotiomycetes; Onygenales; Arthrodermataceae. The record is from RefSeq and is a predicted model, not a curated record. The transcript is spliced from 4 exons.
AUGGAAGGGCAAGGUUGCCAGCAGACUUCAUCAGAUUCGCCAGAGUUCCAAAGUGCUCGCCCAGCACUAGUCCAAUUUCCUAGGCCAGCAAGUUUCUCUAUCGGUCAACAUGACCUUAGUGCCCUUGAACUUCCGAGCUUCUACCGCCACAGACAAGCCAACAAUGCAGGUGAAAGGAAAUUCCAAGCUCCCGUUAUUUUCCCUGCCUUGAGUGAGACUGUUAUCUGGCCAGUCAUAUACCCCACGAAUUUGGCAGCUAGCCCAGAAGCUAAGGAUAAAGAGAAGGGUACUACUGCUGCUGCUAUAGAACCUGAACUUCCUCUCACACCAGUCAAACCAGCAGAAACUGAGGAUUUCAGCCCAUCCUUUGACUGCCCUACAAACCUGGUAAUCCAGAAGAAACGUCUGCCAGAUCUUUCCCAUGCUCAGGCAACUGCUUUCCCCCAGUGGCCUUUGCAUGGAACAAGAUCGAGGUACGCAACAGCGCCACCACGAGCUCACCUCCACCCCCUUCCUGCUGCCCCAGCUAUCCGAAAGCCAAUCAAGAGGAGAUAUAGGGAGGUGUCGAGAGAGAGGCCCACCAUCCUUACCAAGCUCAUGGAACAGUUUAAUGUGAGAGACUGGUCAAGGCCAGAGACUCAUCCAGGAGUGACAAAUGAUAAGGAUUAUGCCGGCAGAAUCAUUCCAAAUGAUUCUGUUUCAAAUUCCUCUCAGAACACCCACGGCGAGGUGAAAAUUUACUAUCCUAGGCUGAAGGAUAGUGAAUCUAGCUCUGCCCCACCGAAAUCCGCACCUCUCGUACAAUCGGCAGCUGACAACGUAUCAAGGCCAUACAAAGCGCUACCGGUUACAAUAGAACGAGGAAAGCAACCAGGUCUGCGGAAAAUCUCAUCGGCUCCAGCUUUACCAAGGCCGGAGGUGGAUACUGAGGAGUUAACCAGGCUCCUGAACUGCGAUGUCCCUCGCCCGUCAAAUAUUGAGAGCAUCAUAUUGGAAGGCCCGUUACUUGCAGCCACCCAAAGGGACUUUCAUUCAAUAGAUGAAAUCCCCAAGCAUGUUCAGGUGCCAGUUACUCCUUGUAUUCAAGGGACGUUUGAAGGAACGGUGGCGCCAGUAUCGCCAGCAACGAUGCCAACUGAGCCCGCAGUAGCUCACCCUCACAUCAGUGAUGUUAUUAAUACCCAUUUCGAACGAAUAUCGAUGGCUCAAGCUGCCAAUUCAGAUGCCAUCUUGAGAAGCCUACAAGGGCUAACGAACGAAAUCAGGGCGCUGCGAGUGGAGGUCAGAGCAAAUACCAACCAUCUCCAUCAGCUCAACGGCAGAGUUGCCGCCGUCGAAGCGAGGUUGGGUGGCCUACUACAGCCAUCUGGAGGCAUGCCGUUGACAGGUUACCAGGGACUCGCCAACGCGCCCGGCAGCAAUUUCAGCAGCAGCCAGCCCCCAAUUAGGCACCCAAACCAUCGUGACAGUCAACCCAAUGACAGCGGACCUGUUCGCGAUGCCCAGCGUGGUGAACCAAGUGAAAGGUGUGUGUACAGCCAACAACACGCCGUACUGUCCCCACGUCUAGGCAUGACGUCGAACCCGCUGUCUUCGUCCACUGAGCCGUCAACAAACACGCCACCCCCUCAGAAGUCUCAGGUGAUAUCGCGAAAUCGACAAUCCGACCGGCAACGUAUCCCUCGGUCCCGGGAUGCCAGUGACAAUAGCGAAUGGGGUGGAACUUCAAACUGGUACCGAAAGGCUUGUGCAAACGCCCAGAGAAAUUGA